GAGCAGUCGCAGGGUCCCUGUUGUCGCUCCUGCCCAAUCACGCUCCAUCCCGCCCGCUGCUCCUCCGCGACUUCUCCACAUUUCGAAGCCUAUCCAAGCCCUAUCUCGUACAAAUACCCAUGACACGCUACCAUUUGAUGUAGAUAAUCCUAUCAUCCAUCUGCAUCAUCUGCUUUCACUUCAGCAUGAAAACUGCACUACCUAGAUCUCCAGCACAUCUUUCACGCACGCGCUGCCUUCGUACAACGUGCUGUCUGCCAUCUCUACGUCACGACCCAUCUACCUGACUCCUCCGUUGACCGCUCUGCCGAAUGAGAGAGCCGUGACCUGAACCAAACUUAACAGUAUGGCUCUUCUAAGAGGUCUCCGCGAUCCUUAUGAACGGAACUUCCUGGCUGCUCCGAGACCCAGGUUCAAUCGAAGCGCGUCAUCCAAAGUCUCAUUACCCUUAUCCUUAGCCUCGUCGAAAUCAGAGAAGCCACAAUAUCAUCUCAAAAACUUGCUGCGAGAAAUAGACGCCGACGAUCCGGAGAAAGAUCUUGUCCAACUUCAGCAACGAAUAUGCGACUCGAUCGAUGAGUUCCCAGUGCCUGAUGUUCUCAAAGUCUUCCAUUCCGCCGAAACGCUCCUUCGUGAAGAUGACCUUACCAAAACAGACCUUGGCCUAGGAAUCAUUGCGAAGCUGGCCUUCAAGCCAGAAUGCACUCCCGCGAAUCGUCUGCACUUCUUCUACACCUUAUACCAUGAUGGAACCACGAAUCGCUACACCGAUUUCCCUUCCUAUCUUCUGACCAUACUUAGCGAUAAUGGUCGUCAGCUUGAAGGGUUUGAACCUCUAUUAACCGGUCUCAUACCAGCUCUCUUACAUGAGGUCGACUCGGAGUUUGCUCUGAAAGAUGUCAAAAGGUCCGAAGCUCGCGCAUCUGGUUUGCCUAUCUCAACGUCACUCGACCUCGUUAACAACCUUGUCAAGUACAAUGCGAGAUUUUUUCGCGACUCGGAUAUCACCGCACUGAUUCAAGGCAUGUUUGAGCUACGAUACAAACUGGCUUUCGAGGACCCGGAGAGAAUUUGCGAUAUUCUAGGCACUCUGAUCAUCUAUACCCACAUUCCGAAAGAGGCAGUGACGAAUGCUACGAGAACUCUUUGUUUCUUGAGAGGACGAAAGGGUCUUGAGGAAAAGACCAGUAGGACUUUUUCGUAUUUCAUGAACACUCAUUUGAAGGACGAGACGAUCGAAAGCCUGCUUCGGAGAUUUGAAGACGAGGAAACUUGUCCUAAGGAAGCUGCAGGAGCCGCUGCUCUGCUUGAACUGUCGCUGAUCAAUGCAACAACACGCUACUCAAUAGAUCUGGAUAUCAAUCGCUUGAUGGAUGCCCUGGCAAGACCUGUACCAGAAGACAUAGCCUCCGCGUAUGCCAGGUUACGCUUGGAGCUGGUUAAAGUUCUGGUUGAUGACGCAGAAAUGCAACAAAAGCUCCUCGCGGCUCCGGAUUGGAUACACAUACAAGAAGCUAUUAUCCAGAACGCCAAAGCCCCACUUGAGUCCCUUGCGGUCGGUCUAAGCAAGGAAGAUGGCAGUCUGGAUCGGUUCAUGAAAGAUCGUGAGAACAGAAGAGAAACCGUUCGUGGCGUCAUCUCGUGCCUUGAGCAUCUGGAAGGAAUCAGUCUUCAGCAGUCCAGGACGCUACGAAGGAUCGCGCUCUAUGUAGCGCCGUGGUUGACGGAGCAACAGUCGAUGAAGCUGAUAUCAGCUUAUCAACCAUCCUCUUUUCGCAUCUCAAUCGGUAAUUGGCUCGGUGAGAUUAGGGAGCUCGCCAACCAUUUCAUCUUCAACACCGCUUGCCAUCUCACGCUGCGCCAAAAGGCUCUCAAGGUCAUCAAGUCUGCAUGGCGCACCGCUCAACAACUCGGUGAAGAUGAGGCCACCAACACUUGUCGCGAUUUGAUUCUGAAUGCUUUGGACAACGAAACAAAUUAUACAUUCAGAGGUAAUUUGGUUCAUGUUCUACUAUGUUUCACCGUAGGUGUGAGCGACUCAAUCUUCUGUCGAACACUAGAGGUAUUCGUGAAAUCGGCUCGUACAGGCUGCUUUCACGAAUUGAUCGAGAUACCGUUCUUUGCCGAGCCCGAUGCUUCCGUAGAUCCAAAGCCCGAGAUUGGCUCACAACACAGGGCUCAAGACGAAGACUUGCCAUCCAUUCUGCCUGAUGCCGGGCUCGUGGUCCUGUUGAUGCGCAGCAGUGUCGAUCAGCUCGAACGAUCACGUAGGGUAUAUACCGAAAUGCUCCAGCUUCUUGCCAUCGCAGAAAGGCCAGCUGAGGCCACAGUCAUGCUUCUCAGAGGCUUGUUCCGCAUUCGGAGUGAUUUAGAUCACCGCAUCUUCUUCCUUGCAAAUUCUGAAGGCGAAAGCUUAGCAAAGGUCCUUCACAGAAAUGCGGACUCCCCCUUCUUGCAAUCUCGCAGGUCUUCCUUGCAAUCUGGGAUCUCCAUAAUGCCGCCCGUUUGGAAGUACGGCGACAUACAUGGACUGCCGGAAUCUCCCCCGACAACGGUAAGCGCCGUACUUCGAUCAGAGUCAAAACCAGUUGACGGGGUGGACUGCAGCCUCGACAUGAGAUCUUGGCUCGAGACGAUAAUCCAAAUGAUGGAUUCUGCGAACUGCGAUUGGGAAGUAUACAGCUACAUCAUCGUCCAUGUCGGUCCUCAAGUCUCUAAUCAGUCUUUGUUUGCGGAGAACAUCUAUGAAAUUAGAUUGCUAAGGAAUCUCGUGUGUGCCAAGAUACAGUCACAGACGAUUUACAGGCCUCCAGAGACUUCAAACUUACGACAAGGCGAUGUGGCUUUGUGCCUGUACCAUAUCCUAACCACUUGUAUCGGAUACCAUUGGCGCUUCCCCCGAAAGGAGAACGUAGACACAGUCACCACUCUUGUCAAAGGUCUGACGCUAUGGGAUCGCACGACGAUAGCUUGCGUCAAUGCACUAACGUUGAGUUGUUACGAGCUACCGAUAUCGUUGAGUCGAGAUCUUGUCCGUAUCGUAGCGCAGAUGUCCACCAUCGUCACCAAGUCAGACUCUGCCAUUCAUGUGCUCGAGUUCCUUGCGGGAUUAUCUCGUAUCGACGAACUCGUCAACCAAUUUCAUGGAGACGAAAUCAAGACAGUCUUUGGUGUUUGUUUCAGCUACAUUGACUACGCCAGAGGCAAGAAAUUUGAUGAGCAGAAUCGUGCAAAGCCUACGGGACCGCCAACCAGGAACUCUUCGAUCGUAGACAGCAACUACCGCCCAUCUACCGAAGACAUCCCACAAUACGUCUUUGCGCUCAGCUACCAUGUCAUCACUUUCUGGUUUCUUGCUCUGAGCAAAGAGGACCAGAAGAGGCACUUCCCUUGGAUGGAGCAAAGGUUACUCUCCCCCGACCAAUCUGGCCAAGUACAGGAUGAAGCAAUCGUCACAGUUGACCACAUCUGGCGAGUCACAGAAGACAAGGAUGUUGUGAAACCGCUUCCUUUGGCACUCGGUGCGACUAGCGAAUCGUCAGCAGACCCCAUCACACAGACCUGGGUUUCGGAAUAUUGUAUCCUGACGAUAAAAUGUCACCUUGAUAAUGGACUGGUCGAGAUCACCGAGCGAAGAAGUUCUGGCACCGAUGAGAGUCACUUCGUCUAUUCCGGCACGGAACCCCCCUCCCCAGAUCUCGUGUACCAGGAACGGUUUGCCUCAACCAUCAAUGGCAACUUCAAGAGUGAUUUGGAAGUCGUUGUCCUGCCCAUAACUGAUGCUACACGUCGCGCACUCGGUAUCUUCGAUCGCAUAUCUCCCAUUGAUUUCUUCAAAGCUGGUGUCAUCUACAUUGGCGAGAACCAAACUCAUGAACAUGAGAUCUUGGCCAACGUGUCCGGUUCUCCAGAUUAUAAUCUAUUCAUCGCUGGUUUGGGUGAGCGCGUGCCUUUGAAGAACAAUCGUGAGAACGUGGCCGGCCUGGACACCAGCGAGGGCAUGUUUGAUGGCAGAAGCACCUUGCGACACAGCGACACAAUCACCACCCUCAACUAUCAUGUUACAACCAUGAUGCCCACAAAUCGCGAGAUGGAUCCUCAGUGCACAAGAAAGAAGUCACACAUUGGAAAUGACUACGUCAACAUCAUAUUCAAUAACAGUGGGUUAGAAUUUGACUUCAACACGUUCCCGUCUCAAUUCAACUACGUCUAUAUUGUCGUCGUCCCUGAAGCACGUCAGACGUUCAUUCAGACAAGAACACGCUCUCAUAACCCUGGCUGGUAUGAGGACUCUUGGUUCAAGGUUCGCGUUCUUACGAGACACGACUUCCCUGAUAUCUCGUCGGCAGCCGAGACGGUGGUGGUGUCAGGCGCGGCUUUGAGUUCGUAUGUGAGAAAUUUGGCACUCAAUGCAGAAGAAUUUUGUCGUGUCUGGGGCAAUAGAGGGAUGGGAGAGUUGCCUUCUACUUGGAGGAGCAGAUGGCAGCAGAUCAAAAUGUUGAGAGAGAGGAACGUACCGAAAAAGGAAGAUAAGGUUGGCUGAGUAGAGGUGCCAUUGUGGCAGUACCGUAAUCGAAAACUGCCACUUCCAGAUCAGAAAGCAUCUUUCGAGAUACGGAAUCUCACAUCGAUUUCAGACGC
Messenger RNA from Aureobasidium subglaciale EXF-2481, 4641 nucleotides. RefSeq lists its product as uncharacterized. The coding region runs from base 347 to 4543 and encodes 1398 amino acids. Gene Ontology annotation, biological process: regulation of small GTPase mediated signal transduction; negative regulation of TOR signaling; positive regulation of GTPase activity. Gene Ontology annotation, cellular component: nucleus; cytoplasm; TSC1-TSC2 complex. NCBI's taxonomy places the organism in Eukaryota, Fungi, Ascomycota, Dothideomycetes, Dothideales, Saccotheciaceae. The record is from RefSeq and is a predicted model, not a curated record. The transcript has 2 exons. Gene Ontology annotation, molecular function: GTPase activator activity.